Messenger RNA from Aureobasidium vineae, 681 nucleotides. The record is from the annotation of a GenBank genome assembly. Lineage: Eukaryota; Fungi; Ascomycota; Dothideomycetes; Dothideales; Saccotheciaceae.
AUGUCCGCCUCAGGCUCAAUAUCNCUUUUGGGACUUGCCUUGGUGUUCCUCAGUGUCCUCAAGGUCUCAGCUCAUGGCGGUGGUCAUGAACAAGCCCCCAUAGCCGCCGACGCAGACUGGGCGACACGACACAUGGCUGGUAAGGCCAGCUUCACUCUCUGCGCUCAGAGUAUCGCUGACACCUGCCACNNAGAGGAACACCACAUCAACUCCUUCGACGCCGGCUCAUUCUUCAACCUUCACGACUAUGACAGCAGCGGCACAUGGACCCCUGACGACAUCCGCAAGACCUACGGCCUGAGAGAUGAGAGCACAAAAGACCUGGCUGAAGACAAGAAGGAGGAAGUCGUGCGCAAGGUUCUAGAGCUCUUCGACAAGGACAGAAGUGGCACCAUCUCGUUCGCCGAAUUCCUUGUGGCUGAUGCUCACGGCAUCAAGCUACCUGACUUCGGCUACGGUCCUGGCCACCACGGAGACGACGAGUACGAGUAUGAGAUCCACCAUUUCGAAAAGUUCCACGGAGACGACACGACUGAGGAGGACUUGACGCACCCUGAGGACAUUGCGCAUUUCCGUAAGCAUGAAAUCAUGGAGCAAGAGGCAGAACGUCAGGCAAAGCUCGAUCGCAUGGAGAUUGUUGAAGCGAACAUCCCUCAAAAGUUCCGCCGUCAUGGUCAUUGA